Salvia splendens (bonfire salvia) is the source of this 582-nucleotide messenger RNA. Its product is annotated as alpha-glucan water dikinase, chloroplastic. Gene Ontology annotation, molecular function: kinase activity; ATP binding. NCBI's taxonomy places the organism in Eukaryota, Viridiplantae, Streptophyta, Magnoliopsida, Lamiales, Lamiaceae. The coding region runs from base 1 to 582 and encodes 193 amino acids. The transcript is spliced from 5 exons. The record is from RefSeq and is a predicted model, not a curated record. Gene Ontology annotation, biological process: phosphorylation.
AUGGCAGCCAGCUGUGCUUUGGUUGGAUUGAGGAAGAUUAAAGAGCUCAAGGAGAAGAUGCAAAGUUCUGGCAUGCCGUGGCCCGGGGUUGAAGGUGCAGAGAGAUGGGAACAAGCAUGGAUGGCCAUAAAGAAGGUGUGGGCCUUAAAGUGGAACAAGAGGCCAUACUUCAGCACAAGAAAAGUGAAGCUUGAUCAUGACUGUCUUUGCAUGGCUGUCCUAGUUCAAGAAAUAAUAAAUGCUGAUUACGCAUUCGUUAUCCAUACUACUAAUCCAUCUUCUGGGGAUUCAUCAGAAAUAUAUGCUGAGAAUGAGGUAAGAAGAGUUUUCAAUGGCGAAGAUCUAGAAGGUUAUACUGGUGCUGGGCUUUAUGACAGUGUCCCAAUGGACGAAGAGGAUCAAGUGGUGCUUGAUUACUCAUCUGAUGCAUUAAUGGUUGAUGGCGACUUUCGUCAUUCAAUUCUCUCUAGCAUAGCCGUUGCAGGAAAUGCCAUCGAGGAGCUCUAUGCAUCCCCUCAAGAUAUUGAAGGCGUUGUCAAGGAUGGAAAAAUAUACAUAGUCCACACAAGACCACAGAUGUGA